Molecule: messenger RNA, 1203 nt
Organism: Rhizopus microsporus ATCC 52813
Lineage: Eukaryota; Fungi; Mucoromycota; Mucoromycetes; Mucorales; Rhizopodaceae
Product: TPT-domain-containing protein
Exons: 5
Coding region: 1-1203 (400 amino acids)
Biological process (GO): UDP-glucose transmembrane transport
Cellular component (GO): Golgi apparatus; endoplasmic reticulum-Golgi intermediate compartment; cis-Golgi network
Molecular function (GO): antiporter activity
Source: RefSeq, a predicted model, not a curated record
AUGGUCAAAGAUAUUGAACACAUAAUCAGUCAGAAUGAUGCUCGACCAUCAGAAGAUGAAGUAGAUCCACAAUUGACUGACACAUUACUUGCUCAAAAACAAGAAUUACCCCAACAAAAAGAAGAACGAUCGACCUUGAUCAAGCACAUGUCUAUCAAUCUCUUUUGGAUCCUAGCUUGGUAUAUUUUUGCAACUAUUCUUUCUGUAUAUAACAAAUGGAUGUUUUCAAAAGAACACUACAACUUUCAAUACCCACUUUUUGUCACCAGUGUUCAUAUGAUCGUUCAAUUCGUCUUUUCUGGCCUCUCGCUCUUGUUUGUUCCAAAGCUAAGGCCAAAGAAUCGACCGAGUGCAACAAGCUACAUCCAGAGGGUAUUACCAUGUGCAUUGGCUACCAGUCUAGACAUUGGUCUAUCCAACCUGUCACUCAAAACGAUCACAUUAUCCUUUUACACCAUGUGUAAAUCAUCAACAUUGGCCUUUGUGCUGAUAUUCGCGUUUCUAUUUAAAUUAGAAAAACCUCAAUGGAAACUAAUACUUAUCAUCGUCAUUAUCACAGUCGGUGUUAUCCUGAUGGUAUCAGACGAGACCGAAUUCUCACCUAUUGGCUUCAUUCAAGUGAUGGGUGCUUCUGUCUUUGGAGGCCUACGAUGGUCCCUGACCGAAGUGCUGUUGAGAAAAGAAAGUAUGGGCCUGACCAACCCUUUUGCCUCCAUCUUCUUUCUUGCACCCUCUCAGGCCAUCAUCCUGUUGAUCAUCUCUGGUAUUGUCGAGGGAUACAUCCAUAUCUUUCAGAGUGCUUUCUUUGUUACCUUUGAGGAAGGCUUACACACAGUUGGUGUCAUCCUCGCAGGCGGUAGUCUCGCCUUCUUUAUGAUCGUAUCUGAAUUUUUCCUCAUCAAACGUACCUCGGUCGUCACAUUGAGUGUAUGUGGUAUAUUCAAGGAAGUCGCAACUAUCUUUAUUUCCUCUUUAACCUUUGGUGACGUUUUGACACUGGUCAACAUUAUCGGACUAUGCAUCACACUGUUUGGUAUUGGUUUAUAUAACUGGUUGAAAUUCAAAAUGAUGUCUCAAAAGGAGAAAAAGGUGUAUAGCACAGUGGCAGAAAGUACACCGAUGCUCUUGGUAGACAGUGCAGGUGAUUACUAUGAAUCGGAAAAUGAUGAUAUAGCAUUUUCAGAAAUUAUUCGCACACAAUAA